Messenger RNA from Penicillium cinerascens, 1491 nucleotides. Its product is annotated as indoleamine 2,3-dioxygenase family protein. NCBI's taxonomy places the organism in Eukaryota, Fungi, Ascomycota, Eurotiomycetes, Eurotiales, Aspergillaceae. The transcript is spliced from 5 exons. Gene Ontology annotation, molecular function: metal ion binding; heme binding. Bases 1 to 1491 code for a protein of 496 amino acids. The record is from RefSeq and is a predicted model, not a curated record.
AUGACUCGAACUCAAGUGCCCUACCCCUCCCCUACUACCCUGAAGAAGUUCCCUCAUGUCCAUGAUGACCCUUCAUCCAUGUCCCAUGGGCUGGACCCCUUCACUAUCACUACCUCUACUGGCUUCAUGCCCUAUGCCACUGCCCCUACAGAACUCCCCGAGGUCUUCAAGCCUCUUCAGACUCUAGUGGAACGCCUUCCUGUCGUCAAGCUCGACGGGAAGCCCGGUCUACUGGCAACGUAUGAGCUUGGGCCUGUUGUCGAGACGGAGCUCCCCGAUCUGACUGAUGAGGUCAAGAAGCUUGUUAUGUCUGAUGGCUCCCCGGACAAGUUCAACAUCGCUGCCGUCUUCCGGGACUACACUUUCGUGGCCUCGUCGUACCUGCUUGAGCCCUGCUGGGAGAACUGGAACAAGAAUGAGGACAAAGGAUACGGACUUGGUCGGGACUUCUUGCCCAAGUGUGUUGCUCGUCCUAUGUACCUGUGUGCUCAGAUUCUGGACCUUCCUCCAUUCAUGUCUUAUGCUGCCUCAUAUGCUCUCUUCAACUAUACCCUUGCAGACCACUCCAAGGGCCUGGAGGAGUACUCCAACCUGCGUUUGAUCCGUGGAUUCGAGCGUGGUCUUGACCCCAAGAGCUCCGAGGCAGGCUUCAUCCUGACCCAUGUUGAUAUGGUCAAGGAGACCGGUGCUCUCAUCAGCGGUGCUCUACGUGUGGUUGAUAACAUUGAGCAGCAUGGUCAGCGUGAGGAUAUCAACGAUGGCUUCCGCGAGAUCCUCCGCGCCAUGGAGAAAAUCGAGGCCUCUAUGGAGACCAUGUGGGCAAACUCCAAGCCAUCCGAGUACCUCUCCUUCCGUGUCUUCAUCUUCGGAAUCACCAACCAAUCUAUGUUCCCCAACGGCGUGAUCUACGAUGGCGUCGAAGACAACAAGCCUCUCCACUUCCGCGGCGAGAGUGGCGCCAACGACAGCAUCAUUCCCCUUCUCGACCACCUUUGCGAGAUCCCCAUGCCCUCAACCCCCCUAACCAAAAUCCUCCACGAGUUCCGUGCCUACCGCCCCCUUCCCCACCGUGAAUUCCUUACCUACAUUCGCGAAAAGUCCGAGGAGAUCGGCGUCCAGAAAUACGCAGUCCAAGACUCCGAGACAGCCGUUCUGUUCCUGAAGACAUUGAACCAUGUUCGCAGCUUCCGCUGGCGCCACUGGCUCUUUGCCCGCGAGUACAUCAUUCGUCGCACGCCUCACCCUACUGCUACUGGUGGAAGUCCCAUCGUUACUUGGCUUCCCAACCAGCUUUCUGCCGUCAUGGAUCUCAUGGUUACUAUCUAUGAUACCCACCUUGCGCCUAAGGAGGGUGUUACUAUUGUGGAAGGACAUGAGGAUUUGAUUGCCUCGCACCGGAAGCAGGUUGAGCCUAUGAUGGAGCUUGUGCGCGACCAGAGAGAAAAAUUGGCCAAGGAAGUUGAGCGAUGGUGCCAGGAGCGUGGUGUUUAA